AUGUCUUUGUGGAGCACCUACCGCGGACUGACCCCGAAAACCCGGGCCCUCUUCGGCGUCGGCGUGAUGGCCUGGGCGACCAUCGGACUAUGGACUACCCCUCAGGUUGAGAGUGCACUGGGCAUGCAGUCGACCAAAGAGGAGCAGGAGGCUCUGGAUCGGCAACUUGCCGUUCGGGUCUCCCGGGUUGGGGAUGAGAAGGGGGAUGGGCUAAACUGA
Molecule: messenger RNA, 219 nt
Organism: Penicillium longicatenatum
Lineage: Eukaryota; Fungi; Ascomycota; Eurotiomycetes; Eurotiales; Aspergillaceae
Exons: 2
Coding region: 1-219 (72 amino acids)
Source: RefSeq, a predicted model, not a curated record